Molecule: messenger RNA, 1452 nt
Organism: Gambusia affinis (western mosquitofish)
Lineage: Eukaryota; Metazoa; Chordata; Actinopteri; Cyprinodontiformes; Poeciliidae
Product: perforin-1-like
Exons: 2
Coding region: 923-1309 (128 amino acids)
Source: RefSeq, a predicted model, not a curated record
AAAGAUUUAUUUAUCAUCUGAUGUUUCCGUACAUCAGUUUACUGACGGUCAUUUGAACUGAAGGAUGAUCUUUUUAUUUUAUUUAAUCAAACAUUUUUAUCUGUUCCACUUUGAUGUUUCCAGUGCUUCCAGUUAACCGACAGGUGAAUUGAGAACAGGUUCCAGUAUCUAAGCAGUAAAAAUGAUUCAUCAGGCCCUUUGUUCCUGAUUUAUUGCAAACUGAGAUUAAAUUUACUGCCCUCAUAAUGGACUCUUUGACCUUGUAGUUUAUCUUUACCUCGUUGUUAAACUUUACCACUGACCUCGUUUUGGUUUUUUGCUGACUAAGGUUUUUGGUCAGCAUCCUUGUUUUGAGUUGAAUUCCUUCCUGACAUUAUUAACCAUCUGCAUCAGAACCAGUCUGGCUGCUGAUAUUAAACAUGAUGUCCAGACUUUGUCUGAAUAUUUAUCACAGUUCCACAUGCUGCACAAGGCGCCUUUACUCCCCCCUGGUGAGCCUCCAGGCCCCAAAAUGUCUCUGCGCGCCCCUGGAUCCAUGCACAAUGUUCUGGUUUGAUGUGGCACCUGGACAGGUGAGCAAACAUCUUCAUGUCAGCUCUGUUAUAAAAUAAUAAACAUUUUCUGUUUAGCAGCAGUUAAUGUUUCACUGAAGGUUUUGUUUUGCCAAUAUGAUAAAGUAUCAAUGCCUUUUCUGAACACAACAAUAAAGUAAUAAAGUAAAUCAGAUAUGGUCUUUAUAAGGAGGAACCAGAGCAGAAGGAGGUCAGAUCUCUCAUCUCCUGUUCAGGUAAAACUUCUUCUUCUUUCUCAUUUCACUGACUAUUCUCUUCCUCAGUUUCCAGAAGUGAUGAACAUCUUUCCUGUUGUUGUUUGAUGCGUCGGCCUGCUUCGUGUUGUUAGCAGGUCCACAGCUCCCUGAGUCAUGGCCUCCAGCCUUCUUCUCGUCGUCCUGCUGCUCUGCUGUGUGGGUCAGGCUCACUCAUACCUGACCGUCAGAAACAUCAGGGCCCAAAAUCUGCUGCCUGACAAGUACAGCAAACCGGACGGCUACGCGAAAGUCUUCUAUGGAUCCAGCAAUAUGGGUCAAACGUCUGUGGUGCAGGGCAACCGAAAUCCUUCAUGGACACAGAGCUUUAAUUACUACAGUGCCAAGGUGGGCGGCCAGCUGACGGUCAAAGUUUACGACAAGGACGUCGUCUCCGAUGAUUAUCUGGGCGGCUGCACAACUAAGAUCAAGGUGGGAACCUUCGACGCGCGGUGCAACCUGAGCUCAGGAGGAACCUUGUAUCUGACCUACAGCUUCAGUUGAGCAGAGAGUUGCUGUCCUGCUUCAUUGUGGCAGAAAUCAGUUUCACAUCACUGCAUGUUUAUCAUGAAUGAUUGUAUCAACUUUCAGGACGAUUGUGAAAAUUAAAGGAUCAGAAUAAAUAAAUAAAGUAAGAAAUAAACUUA